AUGCUUCCAAAAGACUACAUCACGGUGCGGUUCCCGCAGACGCAAGACGACGAGAGCUACCAGCUGCUCGAGCUGCCGCCCGAGAUCCUCGCGCAGGUGGAGGGGGGGUCGGUGGUGCCCCUGACAAUCAAAGGCCGGCCAGCCGACGACAGCGUCCUCUGCACGCCGGACAAGACGUACACGCUGCGCAGCGUGACCAUCUCCAACUCGCUCGUCAUCCUCCGUGCUCCCGAAGAACGUACCCUGGCGAUCCGCGACAUCUGCCACGAGGUGCUCGAGUGCGUCCCGGCCGCGGGGCGCGUCGAGCGCGUCGGCGUCGUGCUGCGCGAGAGCGCGUGGCGGGGCUUGGGCGCCGAGGAAGCAGCCAACGGAAGUCGGAAACGCAAGCGCGACGCCGCGGGCAAGCGGUACACGCGCGCGCAGCUGGAAAGCAUCGUCCAGGCCAGCGACGCGGAGCUCGCUACCGCGCUGAGGGAACAAAACGUCGUCGAGGUCGACGGACACAUGUUGCUCUUGCCCCCCGCGCACCUCGCGCCCUUGCUGAGCAUCCUGCUGGGCAUCGCGACCGCACAUGGCGUGCUCUCCGACGAGCCGGUGGGCGUGAGCAUGCGCGCCGAGGCGGCGGUCGACGCGCUCGCGGAGCACGACGUCGCUGAGGGCUUGUCGCAGGCCGUGCUGCGCCUGUUUGGCGCUGUCGACGACGCGCACUGGACGUGUGAUGUGAGCGCGGCGGUGCGCGAGCUUGGUCGUGGGUUGCUGGUCGGCCUCGGGGACACGAAGCGGCCAGAAGACGAGUUCGUAGCCGAGUGGAAGACGGCCGCGGGGGAAGCGUUCGAGUCGGCCGUCGACAUACAGCUGCUAGCGGGCGACUAUUUGUUGUUCGACCCCCCGCCGAGCGCGUUCGCAGCCCCCGGCAAGCUGGUCUCGUACUUCCCCCGCUCGGCGCUGCCCGCCGACGCGGCCACGCGCUUCGCCGACCUGUUCCUCACGCGCACCGCGUGGCGGCCAGACGACAUGAUCCCGUUCUUGCGCGGCCUGUUCCCCGCAGGGGAUACCAAGGCGCGCGAUAAGAUUGUGGCCAAGUUUGUCAGGGCUGUCAAGGGGCGCGAUGGGACGUGGUGGCACCCUCGGCGGAGCGGCUAG
Molecule: messenger RNA, 1143 nt
Organism: Vanrija pseudolonga
Lineage: Eukaryota; Fungi; Basidiomycota; Tremellomycetes; Trichosporonales; Trichosporonaceae
Product: putative sister chromatid cohesion protein DCC1
Exons: 3
Coding region: 1-1143 (380 amino acids)
Biological process (GO): maintenance of mitotic sister chromatid cohesion; mitotic sister chromatid cohesion
Cellular component (GO): chromosome, centromeric region; chromatin; Ctf18 RFC-like complex
Source: RefSeq, a predicted model, not a curated record